CCAUAAAAUAAAUUUCCGUCAAACUGAGCAUAUGAGAAGUCAGAAUAUUGUAUCUAUUGUCCUAGUGAGUCACGAUAGAAAAUAUGACAUCAAACAAGAAAUUCACUGAAUGUCAAAAAUAGAUUCAUGAUGAACACUCAUUCUUUGCACGAACCAACCACAAUUGCCGUCAAAGAAAUGUCGGGGGAUGGAGACGGCAUUAAACAAAUCAAUGGAAUACGAAACCCUAUACCAUCUUCUAGGAAAUUUACACCUAUUCCAAAGAACACCAAAGACAUGAAAGCGAAGCUCGAAAUGGCCCUCAAGGAGACGAAGACGUCGCAUAAAAAGCAGGGUUUACGAACGACGGCAAGAAUAGAAUGUUCCUCGGUGGACAAACCAGUCAGAAUAACGAAUAAGAAAUAUUUGAAGUCGGCCGCACCAGAAGAUAAAAUAAAAAUUUAUUGUUCACCUAGAAAGUCUAUACCUGAAGCCAAAUUCCCUCAAGAUGCAGGACGUUUAAUUUUCAAAUAUUUACUACUCAACUCGUGGAGAAAAUGUAGAUCACGAUAUAAUGAUCUCAAGUCGUCUAUCUUGUUCAAAGAAAAUAAAAUAAAGCAUCUUAAUAUGCAGGUAGAAGUCCUCAAGAACCUCAGAAAAUCAGAAAGCCAACGUAGGGAAGAAAUUUUCAUUAAAUACCACGAAAUAAAAAGAGAAUACGAUAACAUUAUUCAACAAAAUUCAGAUUUGAGAAAUCACGUUGAAUGUUUGGAAAAAGAUAAAAUCUGUUUUAUAUCCGAAUUAGAACGCCUUAAUGAAAGAACGUCAUGUUAUAAGCAGGAGAUUGAAGAGAAAACUAAUCUUUUGAAUGCACAUCAGAUAAAAAUACAAAGGGAAAAAGAGAAGGUGAAAAAAAUUAUUGCUGAAAGGAAGCAAACUCAAGAACAAUAUAACAAACUAGAAAGUGUUAUAAAUAUACAAAGAGAAAACUUACAAAAUCUCAAAUCAUGUGUGGAUACUCUACAAAAGUCCAACCUAAACCUGAACUGUAAACUGGAAACUCAUCAAGAAGCAUGCAAGAUUCAUUCAGAAGAACUCCGUACACUUACUUCAGAAAAUGCUGAGAACAAAUCUAAGAUCACCACCUACGAGACUGAAAAAGAAGAAAUGUCGAGAGAUCUAUCUUCUUUACGAAAGCAACUGAAAAUUGCAUUGAAUAAUUGCGAUGAUUUUAAGAACGCGAAUGAAUCCAUACAGUUGGAGAUGUUAGAGAUGUCCCGAAAAUUACAGGCAGAAAGAUAUUUUCUGUGGAAUUUGAUGAGUAAAGGUGUAAAUACAACAUACACUGUGAUGAAAUAUUUAGCAGAAAAGAUUGUACCAGCUGUACAAACUCAUUUUACUUACUGAUAAGUGUAUUAUACCUUUUUUAUUUUUCUUGAUAUUAAAUGUUUUAAGCAAU
Coccinella septempunctata (seven-spotted ladybird) is the source of this 1438-nucleotide messenger RNA. RefSeq names its product kinesin-related protein 4-like. The coding region runs from base 127 to 1386 and encodes 419 amino acids. The record is from RefSeq and is a predicted model, not a curated record. The transcript has a single exon. NCBI's taxonomy places the organism in Eukaryota, Metazoa, Arthropoda, Insecta, Coleoptera, Coccinellidae.